This is a messenger RNA of Amblyraja radiata (thorny skate), 1155 nucleotides long. It is a transcript of the gene znf475, whose product is annotated as zinc finger protein 475. The record is from RefSeq and is a predicted model, not a curated record. The coding region runs from base 446 to 1123 and encodes 225 amino acids. Lineage: Eukaryota; Metazoa; Chordata; Chondrichthyes; Rajiformes; Rajidae. The transcript is spliced from 4 exons.
GAAUCGUGCAGUGAUGGUUUUCAGUGGGAGGCUCAACCUUCCACCCACCUUUUGACAUGGGGAGCAGGGAGGCAAUGCCUGGAAGCUGAACGUGAUGCAAAGUCAGUGAAUCAUGGGACGAACAAGAAGUCCUCUAUGAAGCCUGAGAUGCUCUUAUUAUAUAACCACAAAUCUGUACAAAAAUAUCACUUAACAAAUUUGUCUAAUUGAAAAUGAUUAACUUCAAGCAAGUGUGAACUGUGAGAGAAAAUCUCCAUACUCAUUUACAGGACUAACAUCUAUUCAUAUGAAAACUCAAAUCAUUUCAUCAUCAUCAUCAUCAUCAUAACUUAUUGCAUAUCUAUAGCAAAUUAUCAUCAAGUCUCAAGAAUUUUACAACUGAAAACACUUUCCACACAAUUGUUCAAUAACAAGAUUUAGGGAUUGGAAGACAAAAAAAAAGACCAUGUCAAAACUUCAGAGAGUUUGUUAUAUAUGUGGUAAGCAAUUUGGAUUGCAUUCAAUUGCUGUUCAUGAACCUCAGUGCCUGAAGAAAUGGCAGAUUGAAAAUGGAAAAUUACCAAAGCACCUACAAAGACCAGAACCCAAAAGAAAAGAGACAGUUAACGCAGAUGGUACACUUGACAUUAAUGCCGCAAAUGCAGCAGCAUUCGAAAGUGCAAAUGCUCAGCUUAUUCCCUGUGAAAACUGUGGGCGAACAUUCCAGCCUGAUCGACUUCCUGUACACCAGAAAAGCUGUAAACCAAAAGAUGGAGGCGCAGCAUUCAACACACGUCAGCCAAGUACAAGUUACAAAUCUCCACCAAUAAGUAGACGUCCACGAACAGUUGUCUGCUACCUUUGUGGACGGGAAUAUGGAACUACUUCGAUAAGUAUCCAUGAACCCCAGUGUUUAAUAAAAUGGCACCUUGAAAAUGACAACCUACCCAGGCAUCUCCGGAGACCUGAACCCAAAAAACCUGAGGUUCUGCCAAUCAAGGGUACAGGUACCUAUGACGUUGAUGCUUUAAAUGAGGCAGCUUGGAAAAGUUCUCAAGACCAACUGGUGCCCUGUAAUAUCUGCGGCCGUACAUUCCUCCCAGACAGAUUGAUUGUCCACCAGCGUUCAUGUAGACCAAAGUAACCAAGCUGCCAAAUAAAGACAAACAACCAAGG